Molecule: messenger RNA, 633 nt
Organism: Procambarus clarkii (red swamp crayfish)
Lineage: Eukaryota; Metazoa; Arthropoda; Malacostraca; Decapoda; Cambaridae
Product: crustacean hyperglycemic hormones-like
Biological process (GO): circadian rhythm
Cellular component (GO): extracellular region
Molecular function (GO): neuropeptide hormone activity
Source: RefSeq, a predicted model, not a curated record
GAUGACACACACACCAUACCAGCGUCAAGUCCCUCUCUCAGGACUCUCUAGACCUCCGAGGCAGUCUUCGUGGUGCUGGUCUGUGUAGAUCCGAGACUCGUCCCCCUCCAGCUAUGGUUUCCUUCAGAACGAUGUGGUCGUUGGUGGUGGUAGUGGUGGUGGUGGCAGCGAGUCUGGGCUCGUCUGGUGUCCAUGGACGGUCCGUUGAAGGGUCGUCGAGGAUGGAGCGACUGUUGUCGUCUGGGUCGUCAUCGUCGGAACCUCUCAGCUUCCUCUCCCAAGACCAGAGCGUCAACAAGCGACAGGUGUUCGACCAGGCUUGUAAAGGAAUAUACGACAGAGCCAUCUUCAAGAAGCUUGACCGAGUGUGUGAAGAUUGUUACAACUUGUACCGUAAACCCUACGUCGCCACCACCUGCAGACAAAACUGCUAUGCCAAUUCCGUCUUUCGUCAAUGCCUUGAUGACCUUCUCUUGAUAGACGUUGUUGACGAGUACAUUUCCGGCGUCCAAACUGUCGGCAAGUAAGGUGACAGAUCUGUCACCCCGACCUGCCCUCUUCCCACCACGACCUUCCCUCUCUCACCACGACCUGCUCUCUUCCCACCACGACCUGCCCUCUCACCACGACCUG